AUGACCACUGGCGAACUAUCCUUGCUCUUGGCUGCAUCCAAAUCUUGGCCAUUACAUCAAAUGGAUGUCAAAAAUGCAUUCCUCCAUGGUGACCUUAAGGAGGAAGUUUACAUCACAUUUCCUGGUGGUAUGUCGACUCUCUCCCCGAAUACUGUUUGCAAAUUGAAACGAUCUUUAUAUGGCUUGAAGCAGGUCCCAAGAGUAUGGUUUGAAAAGUUUCGCUUCACUCUUCUUGGUUUUUCUUUCAAUCAAAGUCAGUAUGAUCCAUCACUCUUCCUUCAACGGACUCCUAAAGGGAUCGUCGUACUUCUUGUUUAUGUGGAUGACAUUGUGGUCAUUGGUUCUGAUCAAGAUGUUAUUUCUAGAAUCAAACAAAUAUUGAAUUCAACUUUUCACAUGAAAGAGUUAGGCCAUCUCAAUUAUUUCUUGGGUUUAGAGGUGCAUUACCAUCCUGAAGUUAAUGUUAAAUAUAGGCGACAUGAAGGAGAGCUUCUUGACGAUCCCACUCAAUAUUGGAAACUAGUUGGUAGUCUCAUCUAUGUGACUAUCACUCGCCCUAAUAUUUCUUAUGUUGUACACACUGUUAGUAAGUUCAUGCAAUCUCCAAGGCACUUCCAUUUUUCAGCAGUACAGCGUAUCAUUAAAUAUCUCCUUGGCACCUCAGGUCAUGGUUUAUUCUUUCCUGGUAAUUCAUCUCUUCAACUCCAAGCUGAUAGUGAUGCUGAUUGGGCUGGUUGUCCAGACACUAGGAGGUCAACUACUGGCUGGUGUAUGUUCCUAAGGAAUGCUCCUAUUUCACGGAAAUGUAAAGACACAGUCUCCAAGUCGUCCACUGAAGCAGAAUAUCGUGCAAUGUCUGCUGCUUGUUCUGAAAUAACAUGGCUACGUGGUCUUCUUACAGAGCUUGGAGUUUCUCAAGCACAACCACUCCACUACAUCCUGAUAACACUAGUGCCAUACAGAUUGCAGCAAAUCCAGUUUACCAUGAACGGACGAAACACAUUGAGGUCGACUAUCAUUCUAUCCGAGAAGCAUAUGAUCGUAGGGUCAUCACUCUACCACAUGUCUCCACAGCUGUUCAAAUAG
This is a messenger RNA of Vigna radiata var. radiata (mung bean), 1086 nucleotides long. RefSeq lists its product as uncharacterized. The coding region runs from base 1 to 1086 and encodes 361 amino acids. Lineage: Eukaryota; Viridiplantae; Streptophyta; Magnoliopsida; Fabales; Fabaceae. The record is from RefSeq and is a predicted model, not a curated record. The transcript is spliced from 2 exons.